AUGGCAUCCAAUAAUUUUUCGCUUCCAUACCCCAUCCUCAAUGAAGACAAUUAUCAAUCUUGGGCUAUCAAGAUGAAAUCUCAUUUGAAAUCUUUGAGUUUAUGGGAAGUUGUUGAGAGUGACUAUGAGCCUACCCCUCUUCCACAAAAUCCAACCCUAAAACAAAUCAAGAAGCACGACGAAGAAAAAGCAAAGAAGCCAAAAGCCCUCUCUCGUAUUCAUUCGGCCGUGUCGGAUGGAAUCUUCACAAGUAUAAUGACUUGUGAAUCACCUAAGGAGGCGUGGGAGAUGCUAAAGGAAGAGUUCGAAGGCAACGAUCAAACAAAAUUGAUGCAAGUUCUGAAUCUUAAGAGGGAGUUUGAGAUGCAAAAGAUGAAGAAAGGUGAGACCAUCAAAGAGUAUGUCGGUAAGCUUAUGGCUAUUGUCAAUCAAAUUAGAUUGCUUGGUGAAACAUUUUCAAAUGAAAGAGUGGUUGAUAAGAUUUUAGUGACUGUUCCCGAAAGGUAUGAGUCCAAAAUUUCCUCACUUGAAGAUUCCAAAGACCUAUCCAAAAUAACUCUAGUGGAUUUAGUCAAUGCCCUUAGUGCCGUAGACCAAAGGAUAGCAAUGAGGAAGGAAGAAAAUGGUGAAAAAAUUGAAGAAUCCUUUUUAGCCAAGACUUCAUCUUCAAAAGGGAAAGGCAAAUGCGUCCAAUGCAACAAUUGUAAGAAACUUGGUCAUGAGGAGAAGGAUUGUUGGCAUAAAGGAAAACCUCAAUGUCACAAAUGCAAGAGAUUUGGUCAUAUCCAAAAAUAUUGUCGAUAUAAUGGUAAAGAACAAGCAAACAUGGCACAAGCAGUUGUAGAAGAAAUUUUAUUCUAG
Asparagus officinalis (garden asparagus) is the source of this 861-nucleotide messenger RNA. RefSeq lists its product as uncharacterized. Gene Ontology annotation, molecular function: nucleic acid binding; zinc ion binding. The transcript has a single exon. Bases 1 to 861 code for a protein of 286 amino acids. Lineage: Eukaryota; Viridiplantae; Streptophyta; Magnoliopsida; Asparagales; Asparagaceae. The record is from RefSeq and is a predicted model, not a curated record.